Messenger RNA from Perkinsus marinus ATCC 50983, 162 nucleotides. RefSeq lists its product as hypothetical. The record is from RefSeq and is a predicted model, not a curated record. The transcript has 2 exons. Lineage: Eukaryota; Perkinsozoa; Perkinsida; Perkinsidae. Bases 1 to 162 code for a protein of 53 amino acids.
AUGGUCAACGAGCUCCUAGAAAAUGCUACCGAGAAGACUCGGCAUGGAGCCUUCAUGCAUCACUUCAAUACGUACGGUAUCGAUCAGGACACUAUCUUCGGAGCGAUCCAAGCGGUUGAACAGACGAUUGUGACACCUUAUGAGAUGGCUUCUACGAAUUGA